CACUCCAGCUAAGAUCUUCCACACUGUGAAGUGAACACAAAGAAAGGAGUUUCAACAAAUUGGGAGAUUAGGGGCCGGUUAUCAAAGUAGAUUUAUUGUGCCUUGUUCAAGCGAAGGAUGAAAAUACCCUGUGGGCAUGCAGAAGGGGUCAUGGGACUCCCAAAAGGAUUACCUUGAACUGGAGUCAUGAGACUUGGGCGAACAAAGACCCUGCUCACAUGCUCAUCAUAUUAACCGGCCCUCAUAAAGUGAAGAAGUUUCAUGUCGUGUGGGAUUCAAUGAGACCACUUCACUGGGAGUGCAGCACCAGGGGCAAGCUCCAGCAGAGGAGCAGCAGACUGUAGACUUCCCUUCCACUUUCAAGCCUUAACCUCCGGCAGCACUAGAGGUGGGACUCCGCAGCUCAGAGUGCACAGAGGGCUUGGAUCGAAAGGACCUUUCACAAAAGAGAAUGCGUUCACAUAUUUCCCACCAAGGACCCGACCAGAUGUGCCUGUGGUCAGCUGACGACGCAGCACGUGGCCAUCCCUCCUGGUGCCAACUCCAUAGAGGAGGCCAACCAGCUGGUACAGAUUGACACACCAAAGGACAAAUGGUCUAUGAUAAAGCACACCAGGACGUACCCAACGGACUCCUUCGGGAUAAUUGAGUUCCAGGGAGGAGGGUUCAUCAACAAGGCCAUGUACAUACGGGUUUCUUACGACACCAAGCCUGACAACCUCCUGCAUCUGAUGGUGAAGGACUGGCAGCUGGAGCUUCCCACCUUGCUCAUCUCUGUGCAUGGAGGUCUCCAGAACUUUGACCUUCAGCCAAAACUCAAGCAAGUGUUUGGCAAAGGCCUGAUCAAAGCCGCCGUCACCACCGGGGCCUGGAUCUUCACGGGUGGAGUCAACACAGGGGUGAUCCGUCACGUUGGAGAUGCCUUAAAGGACCAUUCCUCCAAGUCACGAGGAAAGGUGUGUGCAAUAGGAAUUGCUCCGUGGGGGAUCUUGGAAAACAAAGAGGAUCUCAUUGGAAAAGAUGUAACCAGACCCUAUCAGACCAUGGCGAACCCCCUGAGCAAGCUGGCUGUGCUCAACAACAGCCAUUCCCACUUCAUCCUCACUGACAAUGGAACCUGCGGGAAGUACGGCUCAGAGGUCAAACUCCGUCGACUGCUGGAGAAGCACAUCUCCCUGCAGAAGAUCAACACUCGUUUGGGUCAAGGGGUACCUCUGGUGUGCCUCAUAGUGGAGGGAGGCCCCAACGUCAUCUCCAUAGCCCUGGAGAGCUUGAGAGACGAGCCCCCCAUUCCUGUCGUAGUGUGCGAUGGCAGCGGCCGUGCGUCUGACAUCAUUUCCUUUGCGCACAAGUUCUCAGAGGACGGAGGCCUCGUUAAUGACGACGUCAGAGAUCAACUUUUAGUGACUAUUCAGAAAACCUUCAACUAUAGCAAAAGCCAGUCACAGCAGAUCUUGCUCAUGGUGAUGGAAUGCAUGAAGAAAAGGGAACUGAUCACAGUUUUUCGAAUGGGUUCUGAGGGACAACAAGAUAUUGAAAUGGCCAUCCUCACAGCGUUGUUAAAAGGCACCAAUGCUUCAGCAGCCGACCAGCUCAGUUUGGCUCUGGCCUGGAACAGGGUGGACAUUGCUCGCAAUCACAUUUUCGUUUAUGGACACAAUUUACCACCUGCCGGUGCCAUUGCCAACACUGCGACUUCCGGAGCCGUGGUCCCAGAGAAACCAAAAAGCCCGGCGAGCGCUCCCCGCAACAAGACCCGUGGCAAAAAGGGGAAGGGGAAGGGGAAGGCUAAACCCGAACCUCCAGAGGAAACUGAUCCUAGGAAGUUGGAGAUGAUUCGCUGGGUGAACUCUCUGGAGCAGGCUAUGAUGGACGCUCUGGUGUUGGACAGAGUGGACUUUGUCAGGCUGCUCCUUGAGAACGGGGUCAAUAUUCACCACUUCCUGACCAUUCCCCGACUGGAGGAACUGUACAACACGAAACUAGGUCCUCCCAAUACACUGCAUGCUGUGGUUAGGGAUGUCAAAAAGGGAAACCUUCCUCCAGACUAUCAGAUCACGCUGAUUGACAUUGGCCUGGUGCUGGAGUGUCUCAUGGGUGGAGCUUACAGGAGCAAUUACACCAGGAAGGUUUUCCGCAACCUCUACAAUAACUUAUACGGGCUAAAAAGGCCGAAAGCGCUGAAGCUUCUGGGAAUGGAGGAUGACGAACCUCGGACCAAAGGCAAGAAAAAGCCAAAAAAGAAGAAAGAGGAAGAGGUGGAAAUCGAUGUGGAUGACCCUGAGGUCUGCCGAUUCAAGUACCCCUUCCAUGAGCUGAUGCUGUGGGCGGUGCUGAUGAAGCGCCAGAAGAUGGCGCUGUUUCUCUGGCAGCGUGGAGAGGAGGCCAUGGCGAAGGCCUUGGUGGCUUGCAAACUGUUCAAGGCCAUGGCGCAUGAGUGCUCAGAGAGUGAAUUGGUGGAUGACAUCUCCCAAGAUUUGGAGAAUAACUCAAAAGAAUUUGGCCAGUUGGCCUACGAACUACUGGACCAGUCCUACAAGCACGAUGAACAAGUGGCCAUGAAACUCUUAACAUAUGAGUUGGUUAACUGGAGUAACUCCACCUGUUUGAAGCUGGCCGUGGCUGCUAAGCAACGUGACUUCAUCGCUCACACCUGCAGCCAGAUGUUGCUCACCGACAUGUGGAUGGGCUGCUUGCGGAUUGGAAAAAACCCCGGCCUCAAGGUUAUUCUGGGAAUCAUUUUUCCUCCUCUGAUUCUCCUGUUGGAUUUCCGUAUUGGAGAUGACGCGUCCUAUCAUGCACCUGGAGGCAAAGAAGACGGAAAAGAAAAGGAUGAUGACGCAAAAUCCGGCAAGGACCCAAAGAGUGAUGCAACUUCCCAAAAGGGAGAUGAAGAGGAGGGCAGCACUAAAGUCCGCAAAAUCCCCAUUGGCAAGAGAUUCUUUGAGUUUUACGAUGCACCCUUCACUAAAUUCUGGUUUAACACUAUUUCCUAUCUGGGAUAUUUGAUGUUGUACAACUACAUUAUCCUGGUGAAAAUGGAGCGAUGGCCAUCUAUACAAGAGUGGACUGUCAUAGCAUAUAUCCUCACGCUUGGUACUGAAAAAGUCAGACAGAUUCUGAUGUCAGAGCCAGGCAAACUGAAACAGAAGAUAAGUGUGUGGAUGGAGGAGUACUGGAACAUCACAGACCUGGCUGCCAUAAUCACCUUCCUCCUGGGGCUAAUGCUACGGCUGCAGCAUGAACCGUACAUGGGCUACGGCCGAGUCAUCUACUGCAUAGACAUCAUCUUCUGGUACAUUCGUGUACUGGACAUCUUUGGAGUCAACAAAUACCUUGGACCCUAUGUGAUGAUGAUAGGAAAGAUGAUGAUUGAUAUGAUGUACUUUGUCGUGAUCAUGCUGGUGGUUCUCAUGAGCUUCGGGGUGGCUCGGCAAGCCAUCCUUCAUCCAGACGAGGAGCCAACAUGGCGCCUGGCCAGAAACAUCUUCUACAUGCCCUACUGGAUGAUCUAUGGAGAGGUUUUUGCAGACUCGAUAGACCGUAAGACUAGAAUUCAUAUCUAUGCAAUGGAAAUCAACCCUCCUUGUGGCGAACAUCUAUACGAUGAGGAUGGGAAGAAACUGCCUCCAUGUAUCCCCGGCGCCUGGCUCACACCUGCUAUUAUGGCGUGUUACCUUCUCGUGGCAAACAUUCUUCUUGUCAACUUGCUCAUUGCUGUCUUCAACAACACCUUCUUCGAAGUCAAGUCCAUUUCCAACCAGGUGUGGAAGUUUCAGAGAUACCAGCUGAUCAUGACUUUCCAUGACCGCCCCAUCCUGCCUCCACCCCUCAUCAUCUUCAGCCACCUCUACAUCCUCUUCAGCAGGCUGUUUCGACGAUGUGCCAGGAAGAGGCAGGAGGGAGAGCUGGAUGAGAAGGACCGGGGCCUCAAGCUGAGGUUAAAUCCAGAGGAGCUAAAAAAUCUGUAUGAGUUCGAAGAGCAGUGCGUGGAGGAAUAUUUCCGUGAGCGAGAGGAUGAGCAGCAGUCUUCCAGUGACGAACGCAUCAAAGUUACUUCAGAGAGAGUUGAGAACAUGUCCAUGCGUCUGGAGGAGGUGAAUGAGAGGGAGAACACGAUGAAGGCCUCCCUGCAGACGGUGGAUCUGCGCCUGGCCCAGCUAGAGGAGAUCCACGGACGUAUGGCAGUCGCUUUGGAGAAGCUUGCGGGCGUGGACAGACUGGAGCUGACCAGAACCUAUUCACGAAACUCAUCUGUGUGUGACCCUUCUUCUCUCCUCCGCCAGGGCAGCAUUAACAGUGCCGAUGGUUACAGUCUUUACCGCUUCCACAUGGACAUGGAAGAGUUCGCAUCCAAGCAGCACACAGAUGAGACGGCGAAAACUGGUCUAGAAAGAGAGCGGAGUCUGCGGCAAGCCUCCAGCACUUGCAAUCUUGCCGCCAAGGACGCCGGUCAGACCUUAGAGGUUGGUGGUUUGCAGGUAUCUCGACCCAGCUCAUGUGUGGAUAUACUUAUAUCUCCAUGUGAACCAAAGGCUGCUUCUGUGGCAUCAAGUCAAGAGACCUUAACGAAUGUGAAACAAGGCAGCACGAUGCUCCUCAACAGACUAUCAGACAAAAACAGACUGAGGCCGUCAUCCCCUCCAAAAAGGACUAAAUCCUUGAGAUACUAUCCAGUUGAAGAUCAACCCGCCUCUCCAUUGACAAAGAGGAGGGCUAUGAGCACCAUCAAUGUUAACCCGUCUGAUGAACCGGAGAAAGCUGCUGAGCCUUCAGAGAAGGCCAAACUGCCUCUAGGCACCUCCUCUUCUCCAAAGAGAACAAAAUCUCUGAAAUAUAUUCCUAGUGAAAACCAAAGCCAGAUCUCUCCUAUCACAAAGAAGCGGGCCAUGAGUGGCAUUGUCUACAACCCCGCCGAGGCAGGGGAUGAUGAGCAGCAAAAUGCAGAGUACAGAUCACUGGUAGAGCAGGCCACCAAAAGUCCAAAUCAGUGGCCAGAAAAUUUGGAGUAUCAAGUGCAUCCCAGCACUUUAGGCCACAUGCCAAAAGUAUCUACAGUCAAGAGUCUUGCCCAGCAGUUUCAAGGUGCGGCUUCACCAGCAGAGCUUAAAAAGCGAAAAGAUGCCAUUCCUCCAGAAAGUAAGGGGACACCCCCGGCAACGGAGCCUGCGGAAGACCAAGAAAAAGUGAAGGCUAAGAGAAAUCUCUCUGACAACACGGAGUAUCUGACUGUAGCAAAUGAAAAGUAUUUGCCGUCUCACAGGUCGCAGAGCUGGAAUGCCAGCGACAGGAAAACAAAGCCCUUGGUUGUGAGCAAGGAGCCCAGAGCCUCUAGCAGUGAAAGAGAUCUUGUUGAAGCAAGCAUGGCGUCAGCUGCUGGACUGGGGGAUGAGGGGAAAAAGGUAGAGGCCGGGAAGAUAAAAGAUGAUGUCUAGAAGUAGAAAUGUGAGGCCAAAACACAAGAAAACUAAGCAUAAUAGAUGGAUGCCAACCUCUUUCAAUGAUUCAGCCACUGUUGGAUGUCAGAGCAAGGUAGUGAUAAUCAACACUCUCUUGUAAAGAUCCGCUUUCUUCACCGUCUUUACUUGUCAUUGGUGUAACAUACAGUAGCUCACAAAGAUAACCAGUCACAUUACAGCUUUUCCCCAAUCAUUGUGUUUUCAUGUUGGAGGUGUAAAGAGAACCCGUCGAACGCCUACCGUCUCUACAGGAGAAAAGUAAAGUAUAAACACGGUUAGUUGUGCUGACAUAUUAUACACUUAUGUGAAUGGUAAAAACACGAACGUCCUAUAUAUUGUUGACAUUUUUCAAAUAUCGCCUGUAAACACGUUCUUUUGAGAUACUUGUGUGCUUAAUAAUGACCCCUCAGAGCUUUCAUGCAAAUACUCAUAAUAAUACAAUACAAUAUGUAUUAAGCACAGGUUCCAAGACACAAACAAUCCUUUUGCGCAGUUUCAUUUUGACACUAAAACCUGUAUAAAUAAUGGUUCUAUUAAAAAAGAAUAAAUAAAAGUAAGAGAAUAAAGUGGA
Molecule: messenger RNA, 6030 nt
Organism: Mugil cephalus (flathead mullet)
Lineage: Eukaryota; Metazoa; Chordata; Actinopteri; Mugiliformes; Mugilidae
Product: transient receptor potential cation channel subfamily M member 1-like
Exons: 27
Coding region: 600-5435 (1611 amino acids)
Biological process (GO): calcium ion transport into cytosol; protein tetramerization
Cellular component (GO): membrane
Molecular function (GO): calcium channel activity
Source: RefSeq, a predicted model, not a curated record